GUCUUUAAACCGGAAAUUGAAAGUGAAACUGAAUUUUAUUUGUUGCAAGACUUUGAGAACAGCAGAGGAACGAAAACAACUUGAUAAAACCUUCGCAGGAGUAAAAUGGGAAAAAUCUAUCAAGUGUUAGUGAAGGGGCUCAAGGGAGAAACAACUACUGUUGAUAUUUCACAGACUGAAAAAGAGUUCAAUGAGACGACGGUUCUGGUGUUUAAAAGGAAACUGUUGACAAAAUUCCCGCAAGGAACAGUUCAAGCCGAGGAUCUCCGCCUUCUUUUUGCCAAUGAACAACUGGAAGAUGAUAAAAGGCUCUCGGAUUAUAAGGUCAUGGAUAAAUCCACAAUAAUGAUGGUGUUGCGACUGCCUGGAGGAGGAAGACGUUGCUAAUAUUGUGAAGAAAGCUGAAGCCAUUGCCAAGAUCUGCCGUCUCGAUAUUAAUGAAAACUCUCUCCUCAAUGUUGUUGAAACAGAAUGCAAAAUGGGUUUCAUAUCUUUAUCCUUUUAUCCUUUAAAAAUGAUUUAAGAAUAUCUCUAGUGGCAUUUAAUAUGGAAGUUAAUUACAUGGAAUGAGUAAACCAUCAAUUUUAUCUAUAUUUUUCAAAUAGGAAACCUGUAUAUAACUGGUUAUUUCAGUCUGGUCUCUUAUUGCUCGGAUUAUUUCCAGCACUUGGUUGGUUGAUUUUAAUAUGAAUGUACCUUUAUGACUCUUUCAGUUAUUGCAAACAUUAAAGUUCACAUAAUAUGUUUCUGCACAUUAAUUUUAUUUCCCUAUCUUAUUACCAAUAAAUAUUAUACAUAAAA
Amblyraja radiata (thorny skate) is the source of this 801-nucleotide messenger RNA. Its product is annotated as polyubiquitin-like. The transcript is spliced from 2 exons. Bases 106 to 387 code for a protein of 93 amino acids. Gene Ontology annotation, molecular function: protein binding. The record is from RefSeq and is a predicted model, not a curated record. NCBI's taxonomy places the organism in Eukaryota, Metazoa, Chordata, Chondrichthyes, Rajiformes, Rajidae.